Messenger RNA from Xyrichtys novacula (pearly razorfish), 2684 nucleotides. The record is from the annotation of a GenBank genome assembly. NCBI's taxonomy places the organism in Eukaryota, Metazoa, Chordata, Actinopteri, Labriformes, Labridae.
GGUCUCCUUUGAACGGUCUAUAGUACCCAGUACCAGUACCUUCGGUGUAUUUUGGUUCAGGUGUUUCCUCGCCUCCGAGCGCCAUAUACCUCUGUGACAUCACUCUGACAUCAUCAGGGUCAUUAACGACCAUAACUGAAGCGUUGAGCGUGAACAUGCAGGUAGAGUCUAAAGGUACUUUACCUGCAUCGUCACAAACAGAGGUAACCAUGGCAACUGUCUCCCAUCCUGCAUCUGCUGUCCAUACCUGCAGACCUCCCUGCUCCACGCACACACACACACACACACACACACACACAGACACACACACACACACUCACACAGAUACACACAAAUAUACACACACUGUCUGCUCCCGGUACAUCCACCAGCUGGUUUUCUCUCUGCCAAGUCCUGACAGUGUGUGAAUCUUUGUGUGUGUGUGUGUGUGUGUGUGUGUGUGUGUGUGUGUGUGUGUGUGUGUGUGUGUGUGUGUGUGUGUGUGUGUGUCAGAGAGCCGGCAGCCUUUUCUUUGUUUAGUUGAAGUGACAGCAACAGCUUCUCCCUGUCUGCUGGUGUAGGACGUCAAACACACACACACAUCUACUACACAAACACACACACACACACAGACAUAAACUCACACACCGACAUUUAAGGAAACACAAAAGAACACACAUACACACACAAACACACACAGACCGUAAUGUCUGUUUAUGUAGGAGCCAUGUUUAUGUCAGUGUGUACAUGCAGUGUGCGUGUGUGUGUGCGUGUAUGUGUGUGUAUGUGUUUGUGUGUGUGUGUGUGUGUGUGUGUGUGUUUGUGUAGUAGAUGUGUGUGUUUGUUUUUGUCCCUAAAUGUUUGGACUUCUUCUGUGUCUCUAAGUCAUGUCAGUUCAUAAUAUUGUGUUUAUGUGUGUGUGUGUGUGUGUGUGUGUGUGUGUGUGUGUGUGUGUGUGUGUGUGUGUGUGUGUGUGUGUUUGCUCUCUUCCUGUUGAACCCCCCCCCCCCCACCGGUUGAUUGGCUUGGAUUGGCCUGAAGACGGUUGUCACGGCAACCAAGUGCUGCAAUGAUGGAGUACAGAGAGAGACAAGUUGAACGGCGUCUCCUUCUCUUGGAGGAGGUGUCGAGGUGACGCGUGAUUGGUUAGUUUUCUGGUCAUUCCUGUGAUGUCAGGAGUGUUGACAGUCUAGAUCGUGAGCGCAGAUCUAUAGACAUGUGAAACCUAGAUCCUGGUGAGAUCUUUGGUUCUGAGUCAACCAUCAGCCUUGCUUAUGAACCGCCGCUCUCUCUGCAGUUUCUCAGUGAAGGGGCGGAGCCUAAUGACAUCCUGUGACUCAUAGGAUGUCAGUCAAAAACGGCGGAAUAUCCCUUUAAGCAUGUAGAAGACAAGAUAGGCUGUUUUAUCCACUAGGGGGCGCCACAAAAAAGAGUUCCCCACAGGAGCUUUAAAAUAAUGAAGGUCCAACCUGAACGUCUCUGCAGCUUCUUCACCUCCAUCAACCUCCAGCAGCUGUCCGUCAACAGAUGACCAACACACACACACACACACACACACACACACACACACACACACACACACACACACACACACAUAAUUCCUUCCACCACAUCAGCUCUGUCCUGGUCGCUGUGUGAAAAUCUCUCUCUCUCCUUCUGUCUCUGUCUCCCUGUAACAAUAGCAUGUUGUCUAAACACUCACACACACACACACAUACACACACACACACACACACACACACACACAGCAUCAUUGUGUGUGUUUCCAAGGCAUCAUGGGAAAAAAAUGAGACAAAAAGGAGGGACGAGGGAUGAGAGAGAGAACAAGAAAAGACGAGCUCAUGGGGGAAAAUGGCGGCCUGUGAAAAUUCACACACACACACACACUUAAACACACACACACACACUUAAACACACAUACACAGAAACAAACACACAAACAACAGUGGCAGAUUUAAUGCGGCGUUGAGGGUAUUGAGGGUGUGGAGGUGUGAUUUAGGGGGAGUGGGAAACGCCGCCGCUGCCGCCUCCAGUGAAUUGGAUCAUCAACCACAUCCCAUGACACACACACACACACACACACACACUCCGAGUUAUUAGGUGGAGCAGGUACAGCUGGGACUUGGAUUUAAAGACAACACCACCUGGCCUGAUGGUAGUCUGACGAUGAUUAACACACACACACACACACACACACACACACACACACAGUCGCUACACAAAGACACAAAGGCACAGAUGCAUGUAUACACUUUCACUUCACACACACACACACACACACACACACACACACCUGCCUCUUCUUCUUCUUCUUCUGUCUCUCACAGACGGCGUUUAUUUGCUGUUUUCCUUGUUUUGAUUUCAGAUCGAUGAUGAAGAUGAUGAUGAUGAUGAUGAUGAUGAUGAUGAUGAGGAUGUGAGAUCUGGUUGUUGUUUUCUGUCGUCUGCAGAGUCCAAAGUUUUAUUUUCCUGUUUGUUUUUUAAAGAAGUGUUGAACCUGAAACAAAGACCCUCUCACACUUCAGUUUGUCAAACGUCCCAAACAAACAUUCGAGCAGAAACGAUGAAACUUUCAGGACAAAAACAGGAUCAAAUCAGGUUCACUGUGACAGGACUGAUAAUAACCAUCUUUAAAAAAAUAGAUAUCCAUGUUCAUCUGAAAACAAACAUUUUCAGUUCUUAGUCGUCGCAUCAUAAAACAGGAG